CAAGCAUGGCGGGAGAAAUACACAUUUGAUUUUGCUGAAUUUACAAAUCUAUCAACUGAUGUGUUGAACGGUGUUGUUUUGUACAUAUAUUGACGUGGGGAGACGUAAUACGGAUAUUCUGAACCUACUUGUGGUGUUUUUUCUACUGGACAAUUCCCUGAUUGUCACCACACAGGUGAGAUGAGCUGUAAAGGGAGACCCCCAGGCUCGGCGACACAGAGUGUGGCAGGGAAGUUCCAUGUCAGCUUGGAAGUGUUAUGCCGAUGGAGCGAUGGACUCUUCUACCUGGGGAAGAUUAUAAAGAUAGACGAUAAGGUUGGCAAGUGUCUGGUGAACUUCGAAGACAACUCUGAACAUUGGGUGCUUUUCAAGGACAUCCAGCGAGGGGCAAUCAAGGGGGAUAUAGCCUGCUGUAUAUGCCGAGAUGAGAUGUCCGACGUUCCCAAUGAAAUUGUUCUCUGUGACAACUGUGGACUUGGCUAUCACCAGCAGUGUCACAAUCCCCCGAUAGAUGACGCCAUCCUACAGCCCAGUGUAGACUUCAUGUGUCGACUGUGUGUGUUUGCUACCACCGUCAAGAGAGGAGGUGCACUCAAGAAGGGACCAACAGCAAAGGCUUUUCAAACAAUGAAGCAGACGUUUCCAUACAAUUUGAGCAAAUUGACUUGGGAUGCACAACACAAGACCAACACCCAGCAGUGCUACUGCUACUGCGGAGGGCCUGGAGAGUGAGUUUCCACAAUAACUUCUUGCUGUCGAUCUGAUAACACCUGUAUUUCAGCAUGUACCCAGUGUUUGGAAAUGCCACUGUUGUGUGGGGACAGAUUCUACAUGUUCGUGUGUUCCCACUGUAACCACGGCCCAGAGUACAUCAAGCGACUCGAUAUGAAGUGGGUGGACAUUGUCCACUUGUCUCUAUUCAACCUGACCUUGGAGGGCACCAAGAAGUACUACGACCUGAUCGAUGUCAUCCUGCCCUGGGUCUGUAGCCGGUGGGACAUCCUGCAGUUGGACAAGUUGAACUGUUCAUCCAACAAUGAGGUGGAGUCCGAGGUCCUGCAGUCCCUCCAGACACACAAGUCCAGGUUCUGUUGGGGCCGGGAGAUCAAGAAGAAGAUAACGCUGUGGGGACUGAGAGUCCGCGUCCCCCCACCUGCCCCCAACGUCAUCCUGCCAACAGACGGACACAUAUCGGACGAGGUCAUGUCAACUCUACAGAUGAAGGGCCGAAAAACAAAAACUUUUGUGCCUAUAGAAUGCAGCUCGCCGAUUCCAGUCAAGUAUACCAAGAGGAAAUGCAUGGAUAUUGAUGAUUCCAUCGUCUUCAAGACCAAGAAAGCCAAACGACUGCUUCUUGAUGCAAGAAAGGUAUGGAACUCCCCUGAUAGUCUGAGCCAGGUGUAUAAUGGUUACAACGGAUGCCGGAAACGUUCUUUCAGUCGACGCUCCAACAGCCACAACUCUGACGACUAUGACAGCGGCUUCGAGACUGCAUCCCACUGUACCUUAGACAGCAUCAUUCCACCACCCAUCAACUUUGAGGGCUCCAACCAUCCCUUCAAGACUGUUGUGGAACGAAAUGAAGAAAUUGCCAAGCAUGAACGUCUUCGGGCAAGGUUACUGGAUUUAAGUCGAUUAAAUUCCGACUGUGACAAUUCCUCUCAAUGCUCGUUGGAUUCAUCCCAGUUUUCCGUGGACGACGAGUCCAUUGAUUUGAUUAGUGAGGACUUUGAAGAAGAAGAACAGCCGGAGGAGCUACCCAAGAAGAGGAGCAGACGCAAGAAUCAGAAAUACGAUGCUAUGCUCGAUGGGUACGCAAUAAAGAGACCUAAAAAGAUAUGGGGUUUACCCCACCCUGUGAAGAAUGUCGUCGAUCCACGAGCUAUCCACGCUGUAAGAGCUCAGGAAGUGAACUUCCAGAGUCUGAAGUCUAGUGUGAAGCAGUAUUUCGGUGCAGCAGACCGUCUUGCUCACGGGGAGAAGUUCCACGUGUUGGCAAGACGUGUCACGCCUAGUAGCAAGGUCCAGUACCUGGUGGAGUGGGAGGGACUUAUGUCGUAGUAUCAGCAUACUUUAGGUUCUUAUAACUAACGGAAACAUCAAGGAAUUCACAAUUUGUGCCAUGGUUUGGGUUUUGUGUCUGAGGUCAUAUUGCAAUGGGUUCAGGAUAAAUAUUACUGGACUUUUGAGGGGGAUUUUAUCACAUUUUUCUCCGACUAUAUGACAAAUUGUAAUAUGAUUGAAAUACUGUCACAAUGUGUGCCAUGAUUUGGGUUUAUGUCUGAGGUCAUUACAACAAGUGACUGGAACAGAAUAAAAUAACCCAGUUCAUUAUCAACCAAACUAACUGUUCUUUUCUAAGUGUCAUAAACCAAACUCACUGGUAUAAAUUCCAAGGUAGAAAAGGACCCAUGAAGGUCGGGGUUAGAAUUGGUCUUCAGUAACCCAUGCUUGUUGUAAGAGGCGACUCGCAGGCUCACUGAUUUGGUUGACACAUGUCAUCGUAUCCCAAUUGUGUAGAUCGAUGCACCUGCUGUUGAUCACUGGAUUGUCUGGUCCAGAAAAGAUUAUGUACAGACUGCCGCCAUAUGAAUGAUGAAAGUUUGUGUCCACCCAGGAUAAUAAGUUUACAUAUUUUGGGAAGUAAACUCGUGUUUCAACUACUCAGGCGUGAAUGUAAAUAGGUUUGGUUUAGUUUGGUUGUUUUACGCCUCACUCAGCAAUAUUCCAGUUAUUCCAGCGGUUGUCUGUAAGUAAUCGAGUCUGGACCAGACAAUCCAGUGAUCAAUAGCAUGAGCAUCAGUCAUGCAACUGGAAUACGAUGACAAGUCAGCGAGACCAACACCAAUACUGACCCAGAUCUUCACAGGUUAAAGAAGGGGCAAAGCUGGGCAGUUUGCCAUAGUGCAGGGGUUCAAAAAAAAAUUAAAAGCCACUUGCCACUUUAAGAAAGUAACUUGUCCUGACUAAUUUUC
Haliotis rubra (blacklip abalone) is the source of this 2975-nucleotide messenger RNA. Its product is annotated as PHD finger protein 19-like. NCBI's taxonomy places the organism in Eukaryota, Metazoa, Mollusca, Gastropoda, Lepetellida, Haliotidae. Gene Ontology annotation, molecular function: chromatin binding; DNA binding. The record is from RefSeq and is a predicted model, not a curated record. Gene Ontology annotation, biological process: chromatin organization; regulation of DNA-templated transcription. Gene Ontology annotation, cellular component: nucleus. The transcript has 14 exons.